CGCAGAGCUGACUGCUGUCUUUGGAAUAGAAAGAUGAAGAAAGAACAGAUGCUCAACUGUCAGUUCUCUUCCUGGUAUCCUCGUUUCAAGAAGCAGACGAUCCGCAGUGUCAUCCUUCCAAUCCCACAGAACGUCAAGGAUUAUUUGCUGGAUGAUGGAACCCUGGUCGUUUCUGGCAGAGAAGAGCCCCAAACCAUAACCCAAGAUGGAGGCGAUGAGGAAGAGACAGAAGAAACUGUGUGGUCUGAUGAUGAAAAUACGGCAACCCUUACGGUAAGUCCCUCUGUAUUCAAUUAUUUUUUGAAUAGAGUAGAAUAGAACAUAGA
Messenger RNA from Pseudonaja textilis, 326 nucleotides. NCBI's taxonomy places the organism in Eukaryota, Metazoa, Chordata, Lepidosauria, Squamata, Elapidae. The record is from RefSeq and is a predicted model, not a curated record.